AUGCCUAGUGGUGAAGCGCGCAAAUGCGGUGGCCUACGUGUUCAGGGACUGCAACAGUUGCUAAACGUGUCGCGGUUCUUAUCGCGGUCUUCGCCUUGCAGUCCGUCACCCGCCAACUGGUCAAAACCACGUGAGUACGGCGAGUGCAUGGCGGACACACCGCCCGGUAUGAAGAUCAACUUCGACGAGCAGAACAUGACCAAAUGGGAAGUGUUGAUGGAUGGCCCAGCCCAGUCGGCCUACGCUGGCGGCCACUUCAAGCUCGAGAUCACCUUCCCAACCGAAUACCCCUUCAAGCCACCCGUUGUCAGCUUCCGGACCAAGAUCUACCAUCCCAACGUCAGCAACGACGACAAGGGGUCCAUGUGCCUGGGUCUGCUGCGUGCUGACGAGUGGAAGCCGCCAAACAAGGUCGUCUCCGUACUGCGCCUGAUCCAGACGCUCCUGAUCGAGCCCAACCCGGACGACGCGAUUGAGCCCUCCAUCGCCAACGAAUACCGCGAGAACCGCAAGGAGUUUGAGAAGAACGUAAAGGAUUGGGUCAAGCGCUACGCCAAGUGA
Molecule: messenger RNA, 561 nt
Organism: Alternaria atra
Lineage: Eukaryota; Fungi; Ascomycota; Dothideomycetes; Pleosporales; Pleosporaceae
Exons: 4
Coding region: 1-561 (186 amino acids)
Biological process (GO): protein polyubiquitination
Cellular component (GO): nucleus
Molecular function (GO): ubiquitin conjugating enzyme activity
Source: RefSeq, a predicted model, not a curated record